AUGCCCACGGACGAACCCAACCAGAGCCCAACCUCCUUCGCAGAGCUCAUGGCUCUGCGACGUCUCCCCAACCCAUCCUCUAGCAGCGGUCAAACAGAACAGAUCGAACGCUUCGAAUCCCUCGCUACUCCCUACCCACCAGGCGAAGGAACAAGAUCCUUCGGCGGCCAUGUCUACGCACAGUCGGCCUACGCGGCCUCCAAAACAGUCGAGAAGGGCUUCGUGAUCCAUAACAUGACGGGAACAUUCAUCCUAGGAGGCCUCCUAGACGUUCCCUUCGAAUACACCGUGCGCCAUCUCCGCGACGGAAACCUGUACUGCACGCGCUCCGUCGACGUGCGCCAAUCCGGCCAAAUCUGUUUCUCGUGCUUAUGUUCGUUCAAACGGGCCGAAAAUGAGACUACAUUCUCCCAUCAACCUGUCCCCGUACAGGAGCGGUAUGCGUCCAUUAUAGCGGGGAAGAAACCCGAGGAGUACCCCGUGAGUCCGAGCGUAGAUGUGGACUGGUGGAUCAAGGGGGUGGAAUCAGGGGAGUUAUCAGAGAGGGAGUUUCCCGGGGUGGAUAUGCGCAAGGUGGAUAUGAAGGGGUAUAACCAGACGGAAGAGGUGAAGAGUCAUCCGGAGAAGUAUCGGCAGUUAUCGAUGUAUUCACUCAAGGGCCUGCCAUCGGAUUCAGGAAGUAAGGAAGAGUUGAGGAAACGGGAGGAAUCAGGGGAGUUUGAUAAUCUGUAUGCCUGUGCGCAUAUGUAUGCGUGUGAUCGGAAUUCGUUAUUGUUGAUUGUUCGGGCGCUGGGUCGGGCGAGCUUUUCGUCGAUGUCGAGUUUGACUCUCACGGUGGUGUUUCAUCAGCUGGGGGAGGCGUUGAGGAUGAUUGAUUGGGGGUCUGGUGCGGAGGAGGGUCAGGAGGAAGUCAAGAAGAAGUGGUUUGUACAGGAGGGGUGGACUCCGCGGUCGGAGGAGAAUCGGGCGGUUCAUGAGAGUUGGUUGUGGACGCCGGAUGGGAAGUUGUUCGCUACGAGUUAUCAGGAUAGUUUGUUGCGCAUGCCGAGGUUGAGGGAAAAGCUUUAA
This is a messenger RNA of Aspergillus ibericus CBS 121593, 1068 nucleotides long. Its product is annotated as acyl-CoA thioesterase. The record is from RefSeq and is a predicted model, not a curated record. Lineage: Eukaryota; Fungi; Ascomycota; Eurotiomycetes; Eurotiales; Aspergillaceae. Gene Ontology annotation, biological process: acyl-CoA metabolic process; fatty acid catabolic process. The transcript is spliced from 2 exons. Gene Ontology annotation, cellular component: peroxisomal matrix. Gene Ontology annotation, molecular function: fatty acyl-CoA hydrolase activity. Bases 1 to 1068 code for a protein of 355 amino acids.